Molecule: messenger RNA, 930 nt
Organism: Euleptes europaea (tarantolino)
Lineage: Eukaryota; Metazoa; Chordata; Lepidosauria; Squamata; Sphaerodactylidae
Product: olfactory receptor 5AS1-like
Exons: 2
Biological process (GO): G protein-coupled receptor signaling pathway; sensory perception of smell
Cellular component (GO): membrane
Molecular function (GO): G protein-coupled receptor activity; olfactory receptor activity; odorant binding
Source: RefSeq, a predicted model, not a curated record
AUGGCCAAGGGGAACCAUACUACGGUAACUGAGUUCAUUCUCUUCGGUUUCACAGAUCGGCAAGACAUAAAGGCUGCCCUCUUUGUGCUCUUCCUAGCCAUCUAUAUUGCCACAUUGGUGGGGAACAUCGGCAUCUUUGUGCUAAUCUGGAUCAGUCCCUGUCUUCACACUCCAAUGUACUUUUUCCUCAAUAACCUGGCCUUCCUAGAUCUUAGUUAUUCAUCUGCCAUUACUCCCAAGAUGCUGGCCAAUUUCUUAGCUGAAAGGAAGACUAUAUCAUUCACAGGUUGCAUUGCACAAAUGUAUUUGUUUGCUUGCUUUGCAGAUGCAGAAUGCCUGCUGCUGGCUGCCAUGGCCUAUGACCGUUACAUGGCCAUUUGUAACCCGCUGCUCUAUACUGCUCUCAUGUCCCGCAAGGUUUGUGCCUGGCUGGUAGCUGGCUCUUAUCUCACAGGCAGCAUGAGCUCAUUGGUACAUACUUGGUUUACAUUCCAUCUUUCCUUCUGCAGUUCUGUUAUCAAUCACUUCUUCUGUGACAUCCCUCCAUUAUUAGCUCUCUCCUGCUCCAACACUCAUAUCAAUGAAAUCCUCCUCUUUGCUCUGUGUGGCAGUAUACAAAUGAGCACCUUCUUGGUCAUCAUUGUCUCUUAUUUUUGUAUCCUUUGCACAAUCCUGAAGAUACAGUCUGCUGAAGGCCGUCACAAAGCCUUUUCAACCUGCACCUCCCACUUGACUGCUGUUGCCCUUUUCUAUGGCACCCUUCUUUUCAUGUAUUUACGUCCUAGUUCAAGUUAUGCCCUGGACACAGACAAAAUAAUCUCAGUUUUUUAUACUGUUGUAUUUCCCAUGGUGAACCCUUUAAUCUAUAGCCUGAGAAAUAAAGAUGUAAAGGAUGCCUUUGACAAAAUAGUUGGUAGAAUUGUCCAGUCU